CUUAAAACUAGAGACCGAUAUAUUAAUAGCCUGAAAAAGAAGUGCCAGAAAGAGGCUGAGCAAAACAAAGAAAAACAAAGGCGAAUUGAAACCUUAGAAAAAUACCUGGCUGACCUUCCAACACUGGAUGAUAUAGAGGGCCAGACUAAACAGCUGCAAAUUCUAGAAGAGAAGAACAAGCAACUUCAAGAAACCAUGGCUGAGUUGGAAAAGAAGCUCGGAGAGGCCCGGUCGCAGUGCAGAGAGAGAGAAUUACAGCUGGCGUCUCAGAAGAAGAAAGAAAAAGAGCUGGUCACAACAGUGCAGAG
Messenger RNA from Ficedula albicollis (Collared flycatcher), 308 nucleotides. Its product is annotated as centrosomal protein of 85 kDa-like. The annotation marks the transcript as partial. The record is from RefSeq and is a predicted model, not a curated record. NCBI's taxonomy places the organism in Eukaryota, Metazoa, Chordata, Aves, Passeriformes, Muscicapidae. The transcript is spliced from 2 exons. Gene Ontology annotation, cellular component: centrosome.